GACGAGGAUGGGAUGUUCUCGGGCGUCGGUAUUCUAGGAGCGGAAGCGGCUGGGCGGAUUACCACGACAUGGCUUCCUUUGGGCGGUUUGAUCCGUUCACGGAGGAGGGAGACGAAGACUUCGACUCUUAUGCGGAACGCUUUGAACAUUACGUCCGAGCUACCCAGGUUAGUGAAGACUUGAAGGUAUCAGUAUUUGUUACCGCCAUUGGAAAACAGGCCUACCGCACGCUGAAAAAUUUAUUGGCCCCGACCAAGCCGGAAGAGAAAACGUAUGCCGAACUGCUCCAGAUACUGAAAGGCUACUAUUCUCCGAAGCCUUUGGUGAUAGCGGAAAGAUUCCGGUUCAACCGUCGGUCGCAGCUGAAAAAUGAGCCAGUGGCCGCGUUUGCAUUGGAACUAAAAAGGCUGGCUGGAUCCUGUGAGUUCGGGCAAUUCUUGGAUGACGCCUUACGGGAUCGAUUCGUGGCCGGACUGAGAGAUGAAACGGCACAAGCAGAGCUGCUUAAGAAGAGUACCCUGACAUUUCAAACUGCCUACGACUUGGCGAAAAGUGGGGAACUUGCUCGCACGGAAACAAGAAAAAUUCACCCAAAAGAACUCGGCGACGUGAACCUGGUACAGCAACACCCACAGCGGACCACUGGGACAAGAAAGGUCGCGAGCAAAAACACGGAGCGGCAUGCCGAGACAACGGACUGUUCCCGGUGCGGAGCAACGCAUGACGCCGCCACCUGCCCCUUUCGCAAAUUUCGAUGUCGUGCCUGCAAAAAGAUGGGACACCUGGCAAGGGUCUGCAGAACAACGCCACGUUCGGUGCACUCUCUUGAAGAGAGCACUGGCUUAGAGACUCCGGUGACUGGGACGAUAAAAGUGGAGUGCUUCCCGCCAUCGGUUCAGGUGCCGUCUGCAAACCCCGAAUUUCCAGCAUGCAGUCAAGCCGUUGUGUCUCGCAGGUCUUUAGGUUCCCCUGUACCCAUCGAUGGUGCACGAGAGACGUCUGACGCCGAGCAAGUCGAUGAGCAGGCAGACGAUGCCAACAAAGAACCGGUCCACCUACCGGACACUUCAUCGGCAGGCGGGCACUGCGGCGGAGGCGAGUCCCAACCUUCCCAACCGGAGCUUCGACGCAGCACCCGACAAAGACGACCGCCUGACCGUUACUAA
Rhipicephalus sanguineus (brown dog tick) is the source of this 1166-nucleotide messenger RNA. RefSeq lists its product as uncharacterized. Gene Ontology annotation, molecular function: zinc ion binding; nucleic acid binding. NCBI's taxonomy places the organism in Eukaryota, Metazoa, Arthropoda, Arachnida, Ixodida, Ixodidae. The transcript is spliced from 2 exons. The record is from RefSeq and is a predicted model, not a curated record. Bases 69 to 1166 code for a protein of 365 amino acids.